Rotaria sordida is the source of this 1344-nucleotide messenger RNA. The record is from the annotation of a GenBank genome assembly. NCBI's taxonomy places the organism in Eukaryota, Metazoa, Rotifera, Eurotatoria, Philodinida, Philodinidae.
AUGAUUUCUUUCAAGUUGAUACUUUUUAUUUUUGUAUAUGAUAUAAUACAUGUCAAUGGAAUAUGUGAUAGUCAAACAGGUCCAGUAGGAAGUAUCGAAUGUUCUUCUAAUGAUGAUUUUACAAAGAAACAAUGGAAUACAUGCUUAACAAAUAAUUAUAUACAACGACAUUCUCAAGGAAGACAAAAGUGCGCAGAUGGAAAUAACUAUUGUACCUAUGCAUGUAUGCCUGAAGCAUAUUAUGUGGAAGCUGGCGAUGUGGUUGAUACAUGUGCUUGUAAUGAUUCAUUAAUACCACCAGUAUCUUCACUACCAACUGAAUGUUUCAGUCCUGAUGGAUCAAAUUGUGAUUGGUAUAAAAGUUGUCUCGAACGCAAAUAUUCAUGUGAAGGUACUUCGACCGAAUAUCUUCUUAUUUACACAAAAAUAUUUUGCAAUCUGUUUAUUAAAUAUAAAAAUGUAUUUACUGAUCGAGCACUACGUUGGAUCGAUGAUGGACGUAAAUGUUUACAAAUGGCUCUUGUUCAAUUCGUUCGACCAUUUAUUAAUGGCACGUGUCAAGCUAUUGAUGAUGCAGCAUCGGAUGCAUUCAAGUCUUGUAAUCUUCAACCCUAUCCACAACAAGGAUCAAUUUGUGAUAUAACCAGAAGAGAUUGGUUACGAGCAUUUUGGAUGAUGAAAUCCGAAUAUAAUAUAUCGAUAUCAACAGCAGCUUAUGUUUGGUUACAAAAAGCGCUCGAAACCUUCUACGAAUGUCAAAAUGAUCCGCAAGCGAAUGAUUUCGGACAUGUCUACCAAGAAUUUAAACUUACAAUGGAUCUUAUUCAAACAUCUUGGAAUAAUCAAAUCAAUUUAAACAAAGAUCAAUUUGAUCAAAUUGCAAUCGAUAUUACUCAUCGAAUUGCCAAGUUUUUAAAUGCAUCACCAGAACAAUGGGGAUGGUACGGGUAUGGAGUAACCCUAGCACAGCAACGUAGUAAUACGGCAUACAAACAAAUGACAAUCGUACUACUUGUUGCUGAUCUAUCAGGCAUUGUCAAUAAUACAUUGAUACCACCUGUUAAUAUAACGAAUAUCAAGUUUAAUGAAUUAAUUGAAAAGUUCAAAAAUGCGUUGAUUAAGGGUGACCUGCUUAUAAAAAAUGACAAUGGAACAUUUUAUGCCUCACAGAUGGGUCAUUGUAUGGAUAUGAAAUGUCAUGCGACAAUAGAAAAUAUUUCAGCUCCUCCAUAUGGUUCUAAGAAUGAUGCUAGAAGAAUUGUUAUUAAAAAUAAUAAUCAUAUCCAUUCCAACUGGUCGUUAAUUAGUCAAAGAGUAAAUGCUCAAAUUAAUAACAAAGCUUAA